AUGUAUGUAUUUGUAAGAGCUGUUGACAUGUCACUUUCCUCAAUUCGAUACAGAGAGGCCAAAGAUGAUUAUGACACAUUGCAUACAACUCCCCAAUUAGGGAAAACAAGCUUCUCUCAAAUUGAGAAGUACCUAUCUAACGUGUACACAAGGAACAUGUAUUACAAAGUCCAAAAGGAGAUGGUUAAGGAGGCAAGAUACUUGAAGGAAAGCAAGAUUAAGACUGAUAAUGGAACUUUGUUGGAGUUAUUAAAAUAUCCAGAAUGCCGGAUAAGAAGGGUAGUCUUAGUAAGCUUUAACAAUGAAUUUUUUGUGUGUGAAUGUCAACACGUUCUAUCUUUCGGAAUACCAUGUCGACAUGUCUUCGCAGCAAUGAAGUAUAUGAAAGUGCAGGAUAUACCCAAGUCACUUCUAGUAACAAGGUGGACAAAAAAUCCUUAUGGAGAUGAGACAAAGCAUUAUCGUGAAUGUGAGAAUGCGUCAACAGAAGUGCAGGCUCGAUUUGGUAGGAUAACUACGAAAAUGGCUGAAGUUGCAUACAUUAGGGCUAAAACACAAGAAGCUUACCAUGAAACUUCACAAUUGUUGGAGAACAUGAGUAUUAGCUUGCAAAAAUAUGAUAAGGUAGAAAAUAAGAGAGGCAGAGAGGAAGAAAAAAUUAAGCAAAAUGAUAUAACUGUAGAAGACCCACACAUCUCAAAAACAAAAGGAACAGCGAAAAUGCGGGGUUCCAAGGCUGUGAACAAAAGGAAGUGCACAAUUUGCAAGAAAUCAGGACAUAACAAGAGAAUAUGCCCACAAAGAAGGACUAAAAGGGCUGAUGAAGAUGAAUAUUUUGACAACCAAUAUGAUGACGAGACUGAACAAUCUGAUGAUGCAUUAGAGAGUGACAACAGUGAAGAAAGGCAAAGUGACCAAGAAAUGUUUGACCAAAGUCAAAGACAAACCAGUACAUUACCAUUAGAAGAUGACAAUGUUGGCCAUAAACAAUAUACUUAUUCCACUCCUACAUCAAUGGAAACUUGGUCGCAGUGGUGGGGGAGUGCAUAG
Cannabis sativa is the source of this 1050-nucleotide messenger RNA. Its product is annotated as protein FAR1-RELATED SEQUENCE 1-like. Gene Ontology annotation, molecular function: nucleic acid binding; zinc ion binding. Gene Ontology annotation, biological process: regulation of DNA-templated transcription. The coding region runs from base 1 to 1050 and encodes 349 amino acids. The record is from RefSeq and is a predicted model, not a curated record. The transcript has a single exon. NCBI's taxonomy places the organism in Eukaryota, Viridiplantae, Streptophyta, Magnoliopsida, Rosales, Cannabaceae.